AUGGCUGACGUAAAGGUUUUUUGGAAUGUGUGUUUUCUUGUUUUUGUGACGGGUCCAGUUUUCACUGCUGUUGUGGACGAACAUGAAAAUUUCUGCAGUGCUGGAGAAAUACCAUGUGACGACGGAACCUGCGUGAGUACUGACAAACUCUGUGACGGGAUCGCAGACUGUGCGGACCGAAGUGACGAGAGGGCUUGCGGUACCAGCUCUGACAUUACUCUAUCUCUGUGGUCUCCCGAUCAACACAGAAAAAGACGGGCUGCGAAUAAUUGUCGUACAGAGGAAGUGGCUUGCGAUGAUGGCACCUGCGUGAGCAGGUUUAGUCUGUGUAAUGGGUUCGCGGACUGCCCAGACCGCAGCGACGAGAAGGACUGUGCUGUAUCUGACUCUAACCCGUUACUGUCCCGCUUAUCUGCCGGACGAUUAAGAUCUAAGAGACAGGCAGCUGGUAAAUGUCGGAAGAAUCAAUGGCAGUGUAGAGACAAGUCUUGCAUCAGCUUCGAUGGGAAGUGUGACGGUAUCGUCGACUGUCCCGACGGCAGCGAUGAGUCCCAUCCGCUGUGUAGAUUAGAGAAAUGCCAGUACAAUUGGUUCCGAUGCACCUACGGGGCGUGUGUGGACGGAACAGCUCCGUGCAACGGGAUCCAGGAGUGCGCCGAUAACUCUGACGAGCUGCUGCCUCGCUGCAGGAAUGAGACUGAUGAAAUUCAAGGCCAAUUCAGAUGCCAAAACGGGGACAUGAUCCCAGCGGCGAACCAUUGCGACGGCGUGGUGGACUGCGCCGACGGUUCCGAUGAGACUGUGCGCGCGUGCGCCGCGAAGAGCUGCCCUUCAUACCUGUUCCAGUGUGCGUACGGAGCUUGUGUCGAUCAAGGCGCCAAUUGCGACGGUAAACAAGAUUGUGCGGACAAUUCGGAUGAAUCUGACGAACUGUGUAACAGGAUAUCCGCUGUCACGACUACCACUAAAAGACCACAAACAGGGAACUGUAUCCUUCCACAAUAUCCCGCAAAUGGUGGUUACGCUGUGCAAGGGGCACCGUACGCGAAGCCAGGUGAAGCCUUCCCAAGCGUUUAUCUGAACGUCAGCUGCAAUCCUGGUUAUGGGGUGGACGGGACCAAUGUGCUGUACUGUUACGACGGAUUUUGGAAUACUGAGAUGCCCAAGUGUGUCCGUUACUGCAAGCUACCACCUCACCCCAGCGUAGAGUACCACUGCCUGCUAAGAGGUACAGCAGGAGUUGAAGGCAACAGGCCUUGCCGCGAGUUCGAACCCACGGGUACCGUGGUGAGGCCGGAAUGCAAGGCGCCGAACUACUACUCAGCCGGGAUCCUCCGGUUCAUGCAAUGCAUCGAAGGCAGUUGGGACUAUAUCGCUAUUUGCACACCAGAAUGCGGAAGAAUCACACCGGAGGGAGAGUUCCUCAUCAUUGACGGUCGCAACGCGAAGCGUGGUGAACUCCCCUGGCACGCUGGGAUCUACACUAAGCUCACCAUGCCAUACAUGCAGAUAUGUGGUGGUUCACUGGUCAGCACAAACGUCGUUAUAUCAGCUGCCCAUUGCUUCUGGAACGAUCUACAGAAAAAACUUCCGCCGACAAAUUACGCUGUAGCUGUCGGUAAGCUGUACCGCCCUUGGAACAAUCCUCAGGAUGUGGACGCACAGAAGAGUGAUGUGAGCGACAUAAGAAUCCCGCCACGUUUCCAAGGCUCGGCCAGUAAUUUUCAAGACGACAUCGCCCUGGUGAUCCUGACGACGAUUAUCGAAUACAAGACGUAUGUGCGACCGGUGUGCUUGGAUUUUGACAUCAACUUCGAUAGGCGACAGUUACAGGAGGGACAUAUUGGCAAGGUUGCAGGUUGGGGCCUGACAGCCGAGAACGGCCAAGCAUCGCCGGUGCUGAAGGUUGUGGACUUGCCUUACGUGAAAAUUGAGAAGUGCAUUGCACAAUCACCGCCCGGAUUCCGGGAGUACAUCACAAGCGACAAGAUCUGCGCGGGAUAUGGAAACGGAACGGCACUCUGCAAGGGAGACAGUGGAGGCGGCCUCGCCUUUCCGGAGUCAGAUAGAGGAACCGAGCGUUUUUACCUCCGGGGUAUUGUCUCCACAGCACCGAGCAAUGAAAAUCUUUGCAACGCCUACACCCUCACGAGUUUCACCCAAGUGUCGAAACAUGAACAUUUUAUUAAAGAAUCGUUGCUCUAG
Molecule: messenger RNA, 2205 nt
Organism: Parnassius mnemosyne (clouded apollo)
Lineage: Eukaryota; Metazoa; Arthropoda; Insecta; Lepidoptera; Papilionidae
Source: the annotation of a GenBank genome assembly